ACGGCGGCGGGAGGGCCUAGCGGGGGCUGCCUCGGCGUCCCCUGUGGUCCUGAGCCCCGGGUCGGGCGGCCCAUGGAGAAGGCCGGGGGGCGCAGCGGCCCGCGGGGGCCCGUGCUGCACAUCGUGGUGGUGGGCUUCCACCACAAGAAGGGCUGCCAGGUCGAAUUCUCAUACCCUCCCCUGAUCACAGGAGAAGGCCAUGACAGCCACACUUUACCCGAAGAGUGGAAGUAUUUGCCUUUCCUUGCCUUGCCUGAUGGAGCUCACAACUACCAGGAGGAUACCGUGUUUUUCCACCUGCCCCCCAGAAAUGGAAAUGGAAUGACAGUAUAUGGUGUCUCUUGCUACAGACAGAUUGAAGCCAAGGCACUCAAAGUAAGGCAAGCGGAUAUAACCAGAGAAACUGUCCAGAAAAGUGUCUGCGUUCUAAGCCAGCUGCCUCUCUAUGGUUUACUCCAAGCAAAACUUCAGCUCAUUACACACGCCUAUUUUGAAGAGAAGGAUUUUUCCCAAAUUUCAAUCCUGAAGGAACUCUAUGAACAUAUGAAUAGUUCCUUGGGAGGAGCUUCCAUAGAAGGGUCCCAAGUGUACCUCGGUCUUUCCCCACGAGAUUUGGUCCUUCAGUUUCGACACAAGGUCUUAAUCCUAUUUAAGCUGAUUCUUCUGGAGAAAAAGGUUCUGUUUUAUAUUUCUCCAGUGAAUAGAUUGGUAGGUGCGCUAAUGACUGUGUUAUCCCUUUUUCCAGGCAUGAUAGAACAUGGCCUCCGGGACUGCUCCCAGUACAGGCCUCGAAAGAGCCUGUCUGAGGAUACGGGGCUCCAGCAAGCUCCCCCUCUUGCUGAUGAGUACAUUUCUGGGUCUGCUUCUGACAUUUACAAUACAAAUUCAGGAACGUGCACCAAAAAGGUAUCUGGGAACCACGGAGGGGAUGCCCCAAAGGCAGAUGGGAUCCUGUCCCAAACAGCAAAAGAUGCCAGCAACACACAAGCAUCCAAUGGCUCAAGCCAGCCUGUGAGACUUCCUGUGCACAUGACCCCCGAGAAAUCUGAAACUGAAUGGGAGACCCUGGACCCUGGCAUCUUAGAGGGUGCCAGCAUGAAAGAAAGGGGACAGAUGGAGCCUAAACAGAUAAACUUCCUCCCGAGGGACCACGUGCCCUCCGAAAGCCCUCCAAUCACCGUGCAGCCUCAAGCUAACCUGGGGCAGGUGGUGUUGGUGCCAGGACUCAUCUCUGGUUUGGAAGAGGACCAGUAUGGAAUGCCACUGGCCAUCUUCACCAAGGGUUACCUCUGUUUACCGUACAUGGCGUUGCAGCAGCAUCACCUUCUCUCUGAUGUGACUGUCCGAGGAUUUGUUGCUGGGGCAACCAACAUUCUUUUUCGGCAACAGAAACACCUCAGUGAUGCCAUUGUAGAAGUGGAAGAAGCAGUCGUUCACAUCCAUGACCCAGAACUGAGGAAGAUUCUGAGCCCAACCACAGCCGACCUGAGAUUUGCUGACGAUUUGGUGAAGCAUGUGACGGAGAACAGGGAUGACGUGUUCCUGGAUGGGACAGGCUGGGAGGGAGGUGACGAGUGGAUUCGAGCACAGUUUGCGGUCUAUGUACAUGCCCUGCUUGCUGCCUCACUACAGUUAGAUAACGAAAAGAUACUGUCAGACUAUGGGACAACCUUUGUUGCGGCCUGGAAGAACACACACAAUUAUAGGGUCUGGAACAGCAACCGCCAUCCGGCUCUGGCAGAAAUAAACCCAAACCAUCCCUUCCAGGGCCAGUAUUCUGUGUCGGACGUGAAGUUGAGAUUCUCACACUCUGUCCAGAAUAGUGAACGCGGCAAAAAGAUUGGAAAUGCCAUGGUCACAACGAGCCGGAACGUUGUACAGACCGGAAAAGCUGUGGGCCAGUCCGUCGGAGGAGCUCUGUCCAGUGCAAAGACAGCCAUGUCCUUGUGGUUCUCCACAUUGACCCAGUCAAACACACAAGGUCUCACAGACCCACCAGAUGGGAAGCACUGAGUGUGGUGGUCAGAGCCUGCUUGGAGAUUGGAUCUCUCUGCUACGCUCGGGUCACUGGGUCCACACACAGGGGAACCGACAUGCUGUGCUGUUUACCGACCGAAUAUCGUAAAUGGUUGCUGUCUGCGUAUUUUUAAAAUAAUAUACAUGAGAGUGCGAAUGAAUGUAGCCUAACUCGGAAGCAUAAAAGAAUGACCAUUAUGAGGUUGCUCUCUAGAAUGUUUGUCUGAAGUGACUACUUUUAUUGAAAUCUGAGCCUUUCUAAUUGGACCAUGCGAUGGUUUUGAUUUUCUGAUAGUGUACAUUUAUUUGUCUAUAGAAGUUUAUGUAAAUUAUAGUUAGGUUUUACUUUUUGGAUAGACAAAUGUGUAUUAUAAUUUGUUCAUUGAAAAUAAUAUUAUAUAUUGAUUCUUCUCAGAUUGGGCCCAUAAACGUUGGCGGGCCCUUGGCUUUAUAAGUUUUGAGCCCUUUGCUGUUGGGUUUUUUUUUUCCUUAUUUUAUUCUGUUCUAAAUUAAUUUAAGCAGAGGUGUAGAUUCAUCAUUAUAUGACAAGGAUAUAAAUCUGUUGUUGUUUUCCACACUCCAGGUCCUCUUCCUCCCCCAAUUCAAUUACAUCUACCUAUUUGCAAUUCAGAGAUGAUGGUGGAAAAAUGGGAGGUUUUUCAAGUUACUCACCUAAUCCUUGAAGACUUGUUCUAUGGCUGAUGUCCUUCCCUGCCUAACCCUGCCCCACUUCCUUUCCUACUUCAGUCCCAGAAAGUAAGAAGGGCAGGGCUGCAUUUGAUGGGUUAGAACAGCACCCGUCCGUGCUCUUGAGAGCCAGGCUGUGCCCUGGGAGACAAUUUUCAGGAUGGCUGCUGUUGGUGUCUUCCUGGCCCUGGUCAUGUUAAAUCUUCCGUGUCUCUGAACUCUCGGCCCUCUCUCUUCUCCCUUUACACGCUUUGUCCUGCAGGUUUUUUCCCAGGACUUUUGUUCCAUAAGCAGCAGUUCCUCACACUGGUGCCUGGUCUUUCUCCCUUCCCAACUGAAAGCCAUUCUUCUGUACAGUUGCUCCCUCCUUAAUAUGUUUUUAGAAGAAGAGCAAAAAGCUCUGUGUAAAGCAGGAAGACCAUCCCAGUGCAGAUUUGAAUGAUCUUGGUGUUUAAGGGAAAAGAACAAAGCCUCUCACUGACUGCUUUAUGACCCACAUCAGGCCUGUUGUCAGGCUUGUCCCAUAGGGGGAUGGGAUCUUCACCUGCUUUUCUGGGGAAAGCUUUGGCACCACCUUAUCUGCUUUCCAACUAGCCAGAGGGCCUCUAGGAGAGGGGUUGCAGGAGCAGGUCUAGGGGACAAACCACUUUUCUCACAUCAACAUUUUAGUAAAACAUCCCUCCUGUACGUCGUACUAAACCAACCUGUCAUGAGAUCACGCUUUCCUAACCCUCUGUUGAAAAAAGUCAUUGGAUUUUUCAGUUCCUCAGUGGCAGACUUCUCUUGUGUGGAGACUGUCUCUCAGGGAGGCUAGGCUUGUGUUGACCUCUCAGACACAUGGUAACUGCUCAUGUCCAUGCUGGUCCCAUAGAGGCCGCACUGCUUCAUGGACACUCCAUCAAGACCAGAGGCCUUAUAUUUCAGUCACAUACUUGAUUACAGGAAGAGACUUAAGGUGUGAGGAUGAUGACUGACAAAGGGAAUGGCAGCCUCCCUCUUGUCUCCUCCUUGCUCCCCCUUACUUCCCCCUAUCCCAUUAGUGGCAGUUAGUCUUCCACUUCUCAUCUCUCCUGUUAGGAAUCCACUUGGCCACGUUCUUUGUAAAAGCUUUCUUCUCCCAAGUAAAUUGUGUGAGGAGAAAGCCACACCAAUUCCCCCAAGAAGCUAGCUGAGACUCUUAAGUAUUUGCCCUGGAAGCAUUUUCCUGGCCAGGCGAAGUUCCAUUGGGAGUUUCAGAAGUGGUCUACCCUUACUGCUUAAACCCUGCAUGCUGACCCUGGGCUGGGGGUGAGGGUUGGGGAGCUGCAGCAGUUUUGUCCAAAGAACUGUCAGUUGGAAGAUGUUGGAGUAGAUAAGCAAAGCUUGCAUUGAGGGACCCUCUCUUAUCUGCAGUGACUCUGUGUGUGUGUGUGUGUGUGUGUGUGUGUGUGUGUAUUUAUGGGUAUGAAUCUUAGCUCUGCCAUAGUAUGACUUGUUCUUGAUUCAAAUGUGUACCUCAGAGGAACUUUCCGUUAGUAUUUCCAUGAAGAAAAGUUCAAGUCUUUUAAGAAAAGACCAUAAUCUAAUGGAUUGAACAUGAGCCAUGAACAGAGAAGGAGGUUCUGUGCCCAAUGGAGACAUUAGUUUUGCUCCCGUUUCCUCAUCAGGCUUCCAUGUACCUUAGGAGAAGACUUCGAGCACAGAAAUAGAUACAGCUCAGGAUCUAGUUUCAAGUGAAGAUCUUGCUGUAUCCGUUUCACUCCUAGCCUAGGAAGACUACAAAGGCGUUUUUCCUGUGGCUCUGGAGGUCUAGCAGGGAGCCGGCACAGCAGGUGGCUAGGGGUCCGGCCGUGGGCUCCGGGCCCGGCUUGCAGGUGUAUCGCCAGCACAGAGCUCUUAUUUCAUUCUUUGGCCAUCUUGUUGCCACUUUGACAAGAACGUUGGGAGGUUUGAGGGUAUGCAUUGAAGACCUAGCCAGAAGUGCAUAGAGUUGUGGAUUUUGAGGAGAGCUCUGAAAUGAGCCUUUGCCUCCCCAUCCACCAGUGGGCAUGGAUGCACCCCCUUUAUCCACGUGCAGCCUGUCCAGGUAGGUGAUGCUGCUGGAACAGGCCGGGGAGAAAACACUUGUCAUUCCAAAACAAGUCCUCAGUAGCAGGUGUUUAUGUUAACUGGCACACGUGUUGGGAAGGACCAUCCAGGUGAGUGUCACACCUUCAAGAGGGAGAUAUUCAGCACUCGAAUUAAGGCUCAUUGUAAUUGUGUAGAACCCAUGAUUUCCCCCAAAAAAAAUCCUGUAAGAAUCACGUGUGUAUAUCUGCUUGUCCAGUAUAACUCUGCUCCCCACAAGCCCAUCCAGUGAGUGAUGUGCCAGCCCCUCAGACUAACUCGUUCUUCUUCUGCUUUAAAAAAAUCUUUUUAAAGCAAUAACCAUACUGCUGUGAUGUGCUUGGAGGUAAACUGAGCCCAGGCUUCUGUUUUCUCAAGGAAAUCAGUGUUUAUAACUAUUCUUAUUCUGUUUCUCUUGUAUGGCUUUUGGGGGGGGUGGUGCCACGGGGUGAGUGAGUGUUGAGACCAAGGUCUGUAGAUGCCUAGGUUAGUCAAUCGAGAACAGUAUUUAAUCCUCUGACAGGAUUCUUUUGGAAAGCGGCUGGGUAUUAUCAAUGAAUGAUCUGAGGGUUUAAAGUUUCAAAUGAAGAGAUACUGUUCUUUGGAGCAGAUGGGAGUUUGUCUGGAGGGCUCUUGGGGCUGGUUUGUAUUAAGUAGGACAAGCGCUGGGCAAGGCAGAGCUUUUAGCCAGUUGCUUUUCUUCAAUAGCUGUGCAUCAUUGAGGCUGUUGGAGCUGGUAAACCAAGUACUUAAUCACUGUCAGGUUUGGGGGCUAAGCACACUGGCCCCGUACCUUUGGGGAUCUCUUGUCCCAGAGGCUUGUAAGGAAAUUGGACUUUGUUGGGCUAAUGUAGCUGAGAAGCUAGUGACUGCAACAGUACCCCUGCCAUCCCCCCAGCCUCCCUCACUGUUUGGUGCCCUGGGCUUUGGGGCAGAGGGCCUGCUUUGGGGAUGGACACUUGAGGAGACCGGCAGUGUAGCCUCUAAACCUUAUGCAAUCCAGCCAGAUGCUGGAGGAAUCUUUCUAUGUAGCAUAAUGUAGGAAUGGGAGUUUCCUCAUUCAGAAUGCCCUGACAUACAUGAUCUUGAAAGGUUUUUUUCACAACCCAAAGGACAGUGAAGAGAAAAACAGAUCUGGGCUUAUCAAUACACCAAUAGUUGUGUUUUAAAGUGACUUACUGAUAGCAUCAUGAUGCGAAGUUUCCGCCCCUGAUUGCUCCCAAACAAGAUACUGUGUGCAUGCCCACAAACUGGCCUGUUUUCUGAAAUGUCAGUACAUUUGUACUUUGCAGAGCCGCUUUCAAAUUCGCUUUUUUCCUUAUUGGUUAAAGAAGGGAGACUAUAUUGAAAUCAUGUAAAUGGGGCACGGUUUACCUAGUUCCUUUCCACCUUUCUUUGUCCACUGACUACUCACAUGUAUCUUGAGCUUCUCACAAUGUUACGAGGGAUAACGCUCAUGCAUUUCAGUCUGAUGCUGGAGUGGCAGGAUGGGAUUGAAUUUCUCAGGAGGCUUCCAAGUUUGAAGGGCCAUUUUACAUUGUUUCGUGAAAUGUUUUAAUGUUUUACAACUGGACCAAUCAUAUUUUAAAAAAUCAAAUGUCAGUGUUUGUGAUCCCCUGACUGUUAGUGUCUAAAUUCCGGAAGCAUUUCAUUACCGAGAAGAUGAAUUCUUUUAGUGGUCAUAAGACAGCUUUAACAUUGGAGACUAAAAAACUCGCCACUGUCUCCACCAAGGAAGUCAAAUGUGAAGGGGCCACAGGUGGGGUCCACAUGUGUGUGAGGCAGUCCUCCUUAAAUAGCGAGCUUUAUCAUUGUAAAAAUGCCUUCAGUCUGUAACCCUAUUGUCCAAUUAUGCUGAACUGUAAAGCACUAUAUUCUUUCACAGAGAAAAAAUGAAAAUAAAAUCGUGGUGUUCCUGCCCUCGCUCCUCCA
Molecule: messenger RNA, 6720 nt
Organism: Trichosurus vulpecula (common brushtail)
Lineage: Eukaryota; Metazoa; Chordata; Mammalia; Diprotodontia; Phalangeridae
Gene: AVL9
Product: AVL9 cell migration associated
Exons: 16
Coding region: 73-2013 (646 amino acids)
Cellular component (GO): cytoplasm
Source: RefSeq, a predicted model, not a curated record